Molecule: messenger RNA, 1137 nt
Organism: Linum tenue
Lineage: Eukaryota; Viridiplantae; Streptophyta; Magnoliopsida; Malpighiales; Linaceae
Source: the annotation of a GenBank genome assembly
AUGGGUAGAAAACUGGAUGCUCUUCUGGGGAGAAACUUCAGAGCCUGCAAAUUGAAGGUUGUAACAAACCUUGCUGUCUCAAGGAUCACCAUCCUCAGAAAGCAGAGGCAAGCUCGGUAUUCACAGGCCAGGUCCGAUGUGGUCGACAUCCUGAAACUUCAACAACACGAAAGAGCACUCAUUCGCGUAGAGUUUGUGGUGAAGGAUCGAAACAUGCUCGAUGCGCUUGACAUGAUGGAGAACUACUGCAGGUUCCUGAUAGAGAGAGUCAUGCUUCUUGAGAAGAACAAGUUGGGUCUCAAACUUGCUUGUUUGUUUAAUGAAUUCACGUUUGCUGAUUUCCCACAUGUUCCGACUGGGUGUGCAGAGUUCCCUGAACUGCAAGAGAUUCGUGGCAUCUUCCAACUGCGAUUCGGGAAGGAAUUCAUUGCUCGAGCCAUCGAGCUGCGCAACAACUGUGGAGUAAAUCCAAAGAAGCUCUCAGCAAGGCAGACAACCUUGGAAAGCAGUAUUGAAUUGUUGAGAAGCAUUGCUUCUGAGGUCCAUCUCACCCUCGAUUUGAAACUCCAUGAUCAUCUACCACAUGCAGUUGAGAUAAUGAGAAAGGACAUCGCCGAUAAUCAUCAAAUGAAGCAAGAAAGUUCAAUCCCAGAUGAAGAGCUUUCGUCUGAGCCGUUAAGAGCAAGAAACAAGUAUACAGAUGUAGCAGCUGCUGCACAGGAAGCUUUUGAAUCAGCAGCUUAUGCAGUCACAGCUGCUAGAGCUGCAAUCGAGCUCUCAAGAUCCAGAUCUCACCACUACUACCAAGAUGAUCACGACACUAGCAGCUCAGAAUCGGAAAGUGAUGAAAAAAGCACCAAGCUUGAUUCUGCUACCAAUGGAAAAGUUGCAGAGUCACCCACAAUCAUGGAUAAACAAAUUGUUUUAUAUGAGGCCUACGAGGAAGAAGAGGUUGAAAAUAAUCAGCAGCUACAUGGGAACAUACCAGCAGUACUAGAGCACCAUAACUUGGACCAAGAAAGUGGAGAAACCCUAAACUGGGAUGUGCUAAAAGUUUCAUCAGAUAUACACUCAAGCAAUUUGGAAAAGCAGUUACAUGUUCCCCUAUCUAGGAGAGUGAGGAAGAACUCACAUUAA